ACACCCGGCUGCAGGAUGGACGUCAUCUACCCUCUGGCGGUGCCCAAGGGGCGGCGGCUCUGCUGUGAGGUGUGCGAAGCCCCCGCCGAGCGGGUGUGCUCGGCCUGUACAGUCACGUACUACUGUAGUUUGUUGCACCAAAGAGCUGAUUGGGUCAGCAUCCAUGAGAAGAUAUGCCAGCUUCUGAUUCCACUGCGCACUACCAUGCCCUUCUUCAAUUCAGAAGAAGAGAGGCAGCAUGGCCUGCACCAGCUGCAGCAACGGCAGAAGCACUUGAUUGAAUUCUGCUAUACUGUGGCCCAGAAAUAUCUUUUUGAAGGCAAACAUGAAGAUGCUGUACCCGCUGCAUUACAUUCGCUUCGCUUCCGCAGGAAUGUGCAUGGCCUGAGUUCAGUAGAGCUCGUGCCUGCUUACCUGCUGUUGGCUGAGGCCAGCCUUGGUAUGGGCCGGAUUGUGCAGGCUGAAGAAUAUCUGUCUCAAGCCCAGUGGACAGUGCUCAAGUCAACUGACUGUAGCAAUGCCACCUACUCUUUACUGCAUCGGAACCUGGGACUUCUCUACAUAGCCAAGAAGAACAACGAGGAAGCCCGUUAUCAUCUGGCCAAUGAUAUUUAUUUUUCCAGCUGUGCUUUUGGAACAGAGGAUACCAGGACCUCAGGAGGUUACUUCCACCUGGCUAAUAUCUUCUAUGGACUUAGAAAGUUGGACCUGGCAGACACAUUGUACACAAAGGUUGCAGAUAUUUGGUAUAAUUAUGUGAACGAUCACUAUCAAACGCUCUUACAGAUUCGUGCUCAAAAACCAGAUUUAUUAGGCAAACGACUUGUGAAUGACACUGGCCUGGAUGAAGCCCAGGAUGCAGAAGCUAUCCGGAUCCUGACUUCAGUCUUAAACAUUCGGGAAUCUGCUUUCACUAAAUCUCCAAAAAAAAUCAUCUUGGUUCUGAAAACCCUAGCCAUGCUUUGCUACCUGAUGAUGAAGUCUUCAAAGGCAAAGGAAUAUGCCAUAAGAGCCCUCACACUAGCCCAAGAAAAUAACAAUGUUGUUGAGCAAAAAAUUAUUCAAGAAUUUCUAAAUGUCAUCUCAGCUGAAGAAGACCGUCCUGCUAAUUAAUAGAGACCUGUGAGCAUCAAGGGAUAUUAAGUGGCUAUCAAAGGUCUGAUAUGCUUCAGUCUUGUACACUGCUCUUAGGUACUCUGGAUUACUGACAUUCCCACCCUUUGCUCCAGCAAUUGUGUACAUGGCUGUGAUUUAAUUAGCAAAUGCGAGAGGGAAUAGAACUGUAGAUGCAGAUAUGAGUAAAACUUUUGUCGUGACCUUAUACUUGGUUUAUCAUGACUCUAUGUCUUCAAGUAAUGUAUAAUUGGAUCACUCAUUUGGUUCUUGUAAUUAAAGUGUUAGUAGUUUGUUGUAUUUCCUAGAAGCCUCUCAGUGAUGCAUGUUUUUUAGAACUUCACCAAGUAAGAGAAUAAGGACUAGAAUACAUUGGAGCAGAGUGAGAUAUUUGUUCAGCUAGAAUUAAUUCAGCAUUAAGCUAAGGUAGGUUGUUGUAAAAUACCUAUUAUAAUUCCUAGAUCAAUCACUAAGAAAAUAAAAAAUAGUUUAAAUUAACAUUAGACUAAAAUGGAAGGCUAGAGAAUGUCUACUUAAAGCAAAAGAAGACAGUACAGGAUGAACAGAAGAAUAAAAAGGACAUGGAACAUAUAGAAAACAAAUAGCAAAAUGUAGACAUGAACAAAACAAAAAAAUCCUUCUUUAUAUGCCAAGGGAGCCCUAGCAUGCAUUGCUGAGACAUCAUUCUAUGUUGAUGUCUGGGUAAAUUGAAGCAGAUGUGAGCUGACUAUAUUGCUUAAGGGAGAGAUGCAACAAGUGUCCAUAUGAUCAAAAUAUAGCUUUCUCUCUUGUACCAUAGUCAUUGGUCCCUUUCAAUUUUACCCCUUCCCUUAUCUAGUCUCUGUUUUCUCUAAUCUGAAGUCCUACUCAGUGGCCCUUCUGCACAGAGUAUAAUUAGAAAGUUUAUUAUUUACAUUAAAAUUAUUUUAUUGUUAUUAUUAACAUGUACAGAGGGGAUACAAUUUCUUA
Messenger RNA from Dipodomys ordii (Ord's kangaroo rat), 2082 nucleotides. RefSeq names its product zinc finger, MYND-type containing 12 (gene Zmynd12). NCBI's taxonomy places the organism in Eukaryota, Metazoa, Chordata, Mammalia, Rodentia, Heteromyidae. The record is from RefSeq and is a predicted model, not a curated record. The transcript has 8 exons. Bases 16 to 1113 code for a protein of 365 amino acids. Gene Ontology annotation, molecular function: protein binding.